Molecule: messenger RNA, 5452 nt
Organism: Panthera uncia (snow leopard)
Lineage: Eukaryota; Metazoa; Chordata; Mammalia; Carnivora; Felidae
Product: baculoviral IAP repeat-containing protein 3-like
Exons: 10
Coding region: 3165-5312 (715 amino acids)
Biological process (GO): negative regulation of apoptotic process; positive regulation of protein ubiquitination; regulation of cell cycle
Cellular component (GO): cytoplasm; nucleus
Molecular function (GO): ubiquitin protein ligase activity; cysteine-type endopeptidase inhibitor activity involved in apoptotic process
Source: RefSeq, a predicted model, not a curated record
CCGCGAGGGCGCGGGGGCGUGGGUGCGCGGGCGCGGACCUCCCCCGGGGCGGCAGGAGGUAACGGGUCGCCGGGCGCGUGCGUGCGUGCGCGCGCGCGCGCGGGCCUCUCCUCGGGCGAGGGGCCCACGGGGCAGCGGGUGUGCGGGUGCGCGGACCUCCCCUCGCGCGGGCGGGGGGUUCACGGGGCGUGCGGUGGAGCGCGAGGGUCGAGGCCCCCCCCCCCCCCGCCAGCCCCUGCCGUGCGCACCUCCGCGCCAGCCAGUGGAGGGCCAGUGGGGUGGGAGGCCCUCGCGGCUGGGGUGACCCCAGGGCCAGGAGGUGUCCCCGCGCCUCGGUGGAUGCCCAGUGAGCUGCGGGACAGGGCGCCCCACAACUUGGUAGGGAGGCCCCAGUCGAGUCCUGCUCAAACCCGCGGAGGAACGACUGUUGGAAUGUUCGCACGUGGUGGCACAGAGAGUAGAUUUCUGGUCGUUUCCCCGGUGGUCGGUGCCGGGACCCUGUAGACACCUUGAGUGAGUGGUUUGGGGUUCAAAUCUCACGGUCUCCAGAAAGGGGUACCGUUAUUAUCUCCGUGGACAAUGAGGGAACUCAGGCUCAGGGACGUUUUCUGGCCCAAGGGCACCCCUCCGGUCUCGGUUACCUGAGUGGAAACGUAGGAUGCCUGACUUCAAACCCUCGUAUGAAACCGUCGGGGAGCAGACUUGGGAGUCAUUACUGUAACAUUGAUGUUCUUAAUGCUGUGCCGGUGACCGUGAGGGUGUUGUCAUCACCGGGCACUCAGUCAACUUUGCUAACAUUCACUCUGAACUUCGUGUCUGCAUUCCGAACGGUGCCCGGUGGAUGCCGGCAGUGGGUGGGCCAUCCGGGGCUGAAACCUGGUUCUGAUCCGGAGGAGCUCACAGUCCAGGGAGGCAGAAAGGGGCCAGGGUCACAGCUGUGCAUUUGUCAAGCGCCUAAGUCGGUAGAGACGGCCACCAGCCCUGGGAUCAGGAAGGUUGCCCACGUCACGCUAAGGGUUUUACAAAAGAGGCAAAGUGUUCUACUUCUAGAUUUUUUCCAUUUUUUUCCCCAUAAAUCAAAACAUCUCAAAAUGGAGGCCUAACACCUUUAAAAGGGACUUAGUCUGAUCUCCGGGAGGUAGUUUUGUGCAUGAAGAAACAAGUGUGAACUGGAGUUUUUAUUAUCCCAAAGGAUGUUAAUUUUGAACAAUACAGUCUAGUGGCAUGAGGUGUAACUAUAAAGUCUUGAUGAUCUCGUCUUUGAAUUUGACUGGUGGAUAUAAAGGGAAGUGAUUCUAGCCAGAACAGAACAGAGAGAAGGAACUUGUGUUUGGUACAGAUCUGAAAACGAGCGACAGUUAUCUAGAACAAUAUUCACCCCUCUACUAAGUUAGAGAAGCACGCAGGUGAGGCCUCUGACAGGUCAAGGGACUUCCAUGGUGACAAAGAAAUGUCCAGAACAAGACUUUGCGGUGCCCCAGGCGUAGAGUAUGGCACACUAGCAUGGACGAUUAGUAAAGGAAUGAUCUAAGCACUUAUCUGAAUGCGCAUGUGUUAAAAGUCUCAAGUUCGGCUUGUUUGAAUGGGCUGUUAUCUCUGACAAGGAUGACGGUGAGAAUGAUGGCUGGAUGGUCCAUUUUGGGAAAAGAACAGACUUAUGCAGACACAGUGACUAGCCCCGGAAGGGUUUCUGCAAUAAUGUGUAAAAUUUUUGUCCACUGCUGACGUUAGACACAAUAACUGAUCCCUGGAACAGAGCCACGUUUCUCAUAUCACCUGGAAGUAAAGAGCCAAAGUCGCAGCGGAAACCCCAACACCUGUGGGACCCAGGAAACUGUGCGCAGAAAUCACUGCUAGAGAAGCCACGGAGACCCGUUUGCAGAUUGUUGUUCAUGUUACUGACACAGAAACUUUUUACUGGUAGCUGGUCGUAAUUGAGAAACUCUGAACUUUCACAAGGUCUCUGCUUGGCCAAAGGAGGGGAUUGUGACAACGUAAAUUCAUUAUUUUCUUGUUGCGAUGAAUUCUGGCUCAAGGUAUGCUGUCUUUGGGAUUUCUGACCAAAGCCACCUUUGUACACUUCGAUUAUUCAUCUUCGUGUACAAACGCAGCCCUCUGACUUUUGACUGUUUUAAGAAACAAAUCCAUUGUCAGAAUAGAUUUGGUAGUGUCUUUCAACAGCGUGAAGCUGAGCCUAAAAAGACCAGUUGAACAAACACAUUCUUCUCUGAGGAUUUAUUUGAAAUACAGUAUUCAGUUUGCUAAGUUCUCCUGGAAUCACUAGGAUUAAGUAACCAAGCCGCUGACUAUGGGAAGUAAUUGUCGUUCAGGUAAUUUUGAAACAGGACUUAAGAUGCACCAGCCAAUUCUGUUCCCACUUCAGCUCAUUUGUAGGAAAAUUCUAGAUCGUUUUGUUUUUCCUAUUACAAAUAUUCUAGGAAGAAAAAUUACUUAAUUCGAGCACGAUUUGGGAUAGAUGGUAUUCUAUCGCAUCUAAGAUGUCACUAAUUGGAAAACACACCAUUAUUUUAUAUAGUUCCAAGAAAGAAAAGCGCUGCUGAUUAAAAUACGGUAUUUGUUAGCUGAAAGGUACCUCUUGGUAACAGAGGUGUUAAAAAGAUACAUCCUACAAUCAGUGAAAUGACCCCAAUGUACUCGUUUCUUCUGUUCAGGCAGGUCUUCCGCUUUUUCUUUUUUUCUGGCUACCAAAUUUCGUAAUUAAAAAAAAGCAAAAUAAACAUAGUUUGGAUUUUUUUCUGUGGAGCACGUGCAGGGCAUAGGUUUCCUCCCCGAAAACAGGCUGGCAGUGUGAGCCCCACGCCUGGUCUCCAGGCCAGCCGGGCACCGUGAAGCGCCCCCGCCGAGGCGCUGUCCUGCCUGCAGGGGUGCCCGGCGCCGAGUGGCAUCUUGGUGCCCUGAAGCGCUCCCCGCUGGUGCGCGGGGUUUUGACUUCCACGGCGAGGUGCCGUGUGCCAUCGUGCUCGCGCUGUGUGUGUAAAGAUUAUGGAAAAGCGCAGUUGCACACACUCUCCCCCUACCGCGUGUCAGCGUCGAGCUUAGAAUCUCACCAUGCGGAAGCCCUGAAUACACAGAGGGAAAGAAGGACAAGAGACUUCCUGUUCUGGGUGUCCGCCUCGUGAUAAAAGUAACCACCGUCCAGAGCCAUGCACAAAGCUACCUCCCCAGAGAAAGGCUGGUCCCUUUGCCACCCCGUCCGUUUCGUCAUGAACAUCGGAGCAAACAGCACAUUGUCAUCAAAGCUGCUGAAAGGCGGCACCGUGUCGGGGCUGAAAUACGACCACUCGUGUGAGCUGUACCGAAUGUCCACGUUCUCGGCCUUCCCCGCCGGCGCCCCUGUCUCGGAGCGGAGCCUGGCCCGGGCCGGGUUCUACUACACGGGCCGGAAGGACAGGGUCCGGUGCUUCUGCUGCGGCCUGACGCUGGACAACUGGAAGCAGGGGGACAGUCCCCUGGAGAAGCAUCGGAGGCUGUACCCCAGCUGCAGCUUCAUCCAGAGUCUGAAUCCGGUGAGCGCUUCGGGCGCCCCCUCUCAGCCCGCCUGUCCUUCCUCAGGGACGCGCUCCAGGCUCUCGCCGCCUCCCAGUGUGGAAAACGGGGGCUGUCCUAGCCGCUCCUGCGCCACCUUCCCGCAGAACCCUGUGACCUUCAGAGCAAACCAAGGUCUCUGUCCCCGGAGGACGAGUCCCCGCCACCGUGCGAUGGAGGCCGAGGAAGCCAGGUUGCACUCUUUCCAGGGCUGGCCCUUGACCUUCCCGCUGCCGGAGCAGCUGGCCAGAGCUGGGUUUUACUACCUGGGCCCUGGGGACAAGGUGGCCUGCUUCGCCUGCGGCGGGAGACUGAGUAACUGGGAGCCGGACGACGACGCCCUGUCAGAGCACCUGAGACACUUCCCCUUCUGCCCGUUCGCAGAAAGCCGGCUUCAGGACGCCUUGCGGUGCGCCGUGUCCAACCGGAGCAUGCAGACGCACGCGGCCCGCUCCCGAAGCUUCUGCAGCUGGCCCCCCAGCGUGCCUGUUCUCCCCGAGCAGCUGGCCCUGGCUGGCUUCUACUACAUGGGGCACAGUGAUGACGUCAAAUGCUUCUGCUGCGACGGUGGACUGCGCUGCUGGGAAUCAGGAGACGACCCGUGGGUGGAGCACGCCAAGUGGUUUCCAAGGUGUGAGUAUUUGAUACGAAUCAAAGGACACGAGUUCAUCAGUCAGAUUCAAGCCAGUCACCCCUGUCUCCUUGAACAGCAUAAGCACGUGGCCACCUGUGGGAACCAGGGCAGCGCCUACACUUGCUACCUGACUUGCUUAAGUCACACCACCCCCUCUGCUGGGCCCACCCCAGUCCCCGUGCUGUGGGUCCCCUGCAACCAGAAGAUUGGCAUGAACCUUGCUAACACCACGUUUUGCGCUUUGUGGAUCCAUCUCAUCCAACAUGCUCUUGGCCGGAGCUCAUCCAGACCAGGGCUGCAAGCCUGGCGGGGCGCAAGCAGCCCCGACAAGGGCCAGUGCCACUCCAAAUUGUUAUCUACUUCAGACAACACAGAAGAUGAGAAUGCUGAGUCACCAAUUGUUCAUUUUGGGCCUGGAGAAAGUUCCUCCGAAGAUGCCGUCAUGAUGAACACACCCGUGGUGAAAGCGGCCUUGGAGAUGGGCUUCAGUAGAAACCUGGUGAAGCAGACCAUUCAGAGCAAGAUCCUGACGAGCGGGGAGAAUUACAAAACAGUCAGUGAUAUUGUAUCAGAUUUACUUAAUGCAGAAGAUGAAAUCAGGGAAGAGGAGAAAGAAAGAGCCACUGAGGAAAAAGAAUCAGAUGAUGUGUCAUUAAUCCGGAAGAACAGAAUGGCGCUCUUUCAACAUCUGACUUCCGUACUCCCCAUCCUGGAUGGUCUCCGAACUGCCAGAGUGAUUACUGAGCAAGAACACAGUGUUAUUACACAGAAAGCACAAACAUCUCUGCAAGCAAGAUUGCUGAUUGAUGCUGUGUUAGUGAAGGGAAGUUUUGCAGUCACCGUAUUUAAAAACUGUCUCCUAGAAAUGGACCCCGUGUUAUACGAGCGUUUCUUCGUGCAACAGGACCUAAAGUAUGUUCCCACAGAAGAUGGUUCAGAUUUGCCAGUGGAAGAGCAGCUGAGGAGGCUGCAGGAGGAAAGAACCUGCAAAGUGUGCCUGGACCGAGAAGUGUCCGUGGUGUUCAUUCCCUGCGGCCACCUGGUGGUGUGCCAAGACUGCGCCCCUCCCCUCAGAAAAUGCCCCAUUUGCAGGGGCCCAAUCAAGGGCACCGUCCGGACCUUUCUGUCGUGAAGAAGAUCCAAAACUGUUUAAGCUUUAUAACUAAUGGAUUAAACGUAUUCUAUUUUUUACUUCUAUACUGAUUUGGUUUCCUGAAGAUUUUUUUUAAUCUAUUUGCAGCUGAAAACUGUUCUAUGUAAACAUACACCUAA